CACACACAUUGGACCACGGUGAGUUUCUUUUGCUUCCUUUUGUACGAUUCCUUCUAGCUAUUCCGCUCUUGUUCAACAAGCUUGUUUUUUGUUUGUUAGCUACCAGCAUCGACUUCGAAUUCUCCAAAUGAUUCUUUGGUAUUGGGCAUCUAAUUAUUUGUGCCAACUAAUUCUAUCAAUGAAAUUUGGCAAUUAUAUAUCGGCUUCAAUAUUGCCUAGUCAAGGUAUCGGACAAUUCCAUUAAGGAUUUGGGCUGGGCCUUGUUUUAUAUGAAUGGGCCGGGCUCUAUUUUAAACGCCCAAAUGUCCUCACGUCGUAUGCCUGUUUGGAAACACACCGUAAAAAUUCAUCACCGUAAACCUCCGGUGCACCUUCGCCGGUUUCGUUCCAGCUUCGUCGACGGCUUUUGGCUCACUCACCAGAUUAUUCCAUCACGAAUUCGCUCAAUAUCUACUCUAAUUUAUGUUUUGAUACUUUAAUUCCCUCUGAAUAGAGAGCCUCAAACGCGAGGAGUAAAUAAUUUAUUUGAGGGUUUAUUGAAAGAAACAUUUUUGGAUCAUGGCCAAGAGCACCGCAGAAACGAAUUCUACGUCGACGCUCGAUGGGAAUGCGGAUACGUUCAACGUGGAAGCUGCCGAAAUUCUUGCAAAUGAGGCACUGCGAAUGCCUAUUUCAGAUGCAGUGCCAAUAUAUGAGAAACUUCUGGCUACAUUUCCCACUUCGGCAAAGUAUUGGAAGCAGUAUGUCGAAGGACUUAUGGCUGUAAACAAUGAUGAAGCAACAAGACAAGUUUUUAGCCGUUGCCUUUUGAAUUGCUUGCAAGUUCCUCUUUGGCGCUGUUACAUCCGCUUCAUAAGGAAAAUAAAUGACAUGAAAGGAUUAGAAGGUCAGGAAGAGACAAAAAAAGCUUAUGAAUUCAUGCUUAACUAUGUUGUUAGGAUGUUUAUAAGCGUUUCUUUAUUGGUGCUGACAGGAGCUGAUAUAGCAUCUGGUCCUGUGUGGAUGGAAUACAUUGCAUAUUUGAAAUCCUUACCGGCACAAACAACAUUAGAGGAGUCACAAAGGAUGACUGCCAUACGAAAGACUUAUCAAAGGGCAAUUGUGAUGCCCACUCAUCAUGUUGAACAGCUUUGGAGGGACUAUGAGAAUUUUGAAAAUUCAGUUAGUCGUGCAUUGGAGGAAAUGCAAUGGAAGUCUUGGAAAAAGUUGCUGAGCUUUGAGAAAGGCAACCCCCAGCGAAUUGACAACGCCUCUUCGAACAAACGAAUUGCAUUUGCUUAUGAGCAGUGCCUCAUGUAUUUAUAUCAUUAUCCUGAUAUAUGGUAUGACUAUGCGACAUGGCAAGCAAAAAGUGGUUCCAGGGACUCGGCCAUCAAAGUUUUCCAGCGUGCUUUGAAGGCUCUUCCUGAUUCUGACAUGCUAAAGUAUGCUUAUGCUGAGCUAGAGGAAUCUCAUGGAGCAGUUCAGGCAGCGAAAAAAGUAUUUGAAAGUCUAAUUGGAGAUGGUGUGAAUGCAACUGCUUUAUCACACAUCCAGUACAUAAGAUUUUUAAGGAGAACUGAAGGUAUUGAAGCAGCUCGGAAAUACUUUCUGGAUGCACGCAAAUCUCCAAACUGCACUUACCAUGUUUAUGUUGCAUACGCAAUGAUGGCUUUUUGUCUGGAUAAAAAUGCAAAGCUUGCACACAAUGUAUUUGAAGCAGGUCUCAAACGCUUUAUGCAUGAGCCGAGCUACAUUCUAGAGUAUGCUGAUUUCCUGUGUCGGUUGAAUGACGAUAGAAAUGUCCGUGCGUUGUUUGAACGAGCUUUGAGCUCACUUCCACCUGAUGAAUCUGUAGAGGUUUGGAAUAAAUUCAUUCAGUUUGAGCAGACCUAUGGAGAUCUUGCCAGCAUGUUAAAGGUUGAGCAAAGGAGGAAAGAAGCUUUAUGCAGAAUGGCCGAGAAUGAGGAUUCCGUUUUGGAAAACUCUCUGCAAGAUGUUAUAUCACGGUAUAGGUUUAUGGAUCUCUGGCCUUGUUCAUCUAAGGACUUGGAUCAUUUAGCCCGGCAAGAGUGGCUUACUAAAAAUGCGAUUAGGAAGGCUGAAAAUGCUGUUCCAGCCAACGGGCCUACGUCUACAGACUGGAAAAUUUCAAGUGUUCCAAAAAAUCCAGAUAUUUCUGGCAAGAUUGGUAUUAUACAGAAUGGUGAUCAGAAUGGCCCUCCUGCCCCUGGAUUGACUGCUUUCCCAAACCCGUUGACCAGUGGUGUACCUGUAAAUAGUGGAGGAACAACUGCAAUCAAUGAUAUUUUAAAAACCCUACCCCCACCUUUAGCUGCAUUUGUGACUAAUCUGCCAGCUGUUGAA
Molecule: messenger RNA, 2346 nt
Organism: Striga asiatica
Lineage: Eukaryota; Viridiplantae; Streptophyta; Magnoliopsida; Lamiales; Orobanchaceae
Source: the annotation of a GenBank genome assembly